AUGGCCGAACUGCCGCCAGGGAGCCCCCAGGGCUCCAAUCCGGAGCAGCCCGGCGGCGCCAAGCGGAGCCCGGAGCCUCUGGAGGACGGGCCCGGCGGCGCCCCGAGCCCGGUCGGGGAGGCAGGCGCGGGGGAGCCGGGGAGCGGCCCGGUGCGGAUCCGUGUGGCGGUCCCGGCGGAGGAGGAGGAGGACGACGGCGGAGCCCCGGGUCUGACCCUGCUGGGCGGGGGCAGCUGUAGCGAGGAUGACUCCGGCAGAUAUGGGAAAUCUAGUGGCGGGGAGAAUGAUGGUGAUGACUUCGACCAGGACUGGAAACCCCCAGAUAAUGAGCUGAUCCAGAAGCUUAUAAUACAGGUUGAAUAUUAUUUCUCAGAUGAGAACCUUGAGAAAGAUGCCUUCCUCUUAAAGCAUGUGAGAAGAAAUAAGAUGGGUUAUGUCAGUGUUAAGCUACUCACGUCUUUUAAAAAGGUAAAACAUCUUACCAGAGACUGGAGAAUCACAGCCUAUGCCUUGAAGUAUUCUGACAUUCUUGAGCUGAAUGAAGAUAGCAGAAAGGUUAGAAGAAAUACCCCAGUUCCAGUGUUUGCUAGUGAGACCCUGCCUAGCAAGAUGCUGCUUGUGUAUGAUAUCCACUUGAUUUCUGAGCUACAGGUUCUGAGCCAGGAGGAAGAAAAUGGAUGCAUGCAAGAAAAGAUGAUGGAGCAUCUUCUCAAGACCUUCGUUACUUUUGGUGUAAUCUCAUCAGUUCGCAUUCUCAAACCUGGUAAGGAUCUUCCACCUGAUGUCAAGAGAUUCAGUAAUCGAUACACCCAAGUUGGAACAAAGGAAUGUGCAAUAGUAGAGUUUGAAGAAGUAGAUGCAGCAAUUAAAGCUCAUGAAAUCAUGUGUAUUGAAAAGAAUAAUGAAAUUGGCAUGAAAGUUAUCCUGAUAGGUAUGAAGCCUCCAAAGAAAAAAGUUGUGAAAGACAAGAACCAUGAUGAAGAUCCCAGCAAGUCUCUCAACAAAAUUAGAUCCCUGAAUAAGAGAGUUGAGGAACUUCAGUAUGUUGGGGAUGAAUCAUCAGCAAACAGCUCUUCUGAUCCAGAGAGUAAUCCUACAUCUCCACUGUCUGGACGCAAGACUAAUACUUCUAACAAGUUGAGCCCUACCACCUAUCAGAACAACCACCUGAGCCCUAAUGUUUCACCUAGGUCAAGUCCCUGGAAUAGCCCAUCUUCUCUGCGCAAAGUGUCCAAGAAGUCUCCACUUGCUGAAGAUGGCAAACUUAACCCUAGCACUAGCCCAGAAAUCUCAAGGAAAUGUGCAGAUUACUCUUCAGAUAGCAGUAUUACACCUUCUAAUAGCCCAUGGGUUCAGAGAAGAAGACAAGCUCAAACUGUAACACAAGCAAAAAGUCCAGUAAGUAGCCCAAUGCUUGCCCGGAAAAUACAAAAUGCAGAUGGGUUACCUGUAGGAGUGUUGCGGUUACCCAAAGGUCCUGAUGGUACUAAGGGAUUCCAUAAUGGAUGCGAAAGGAAUAAACCUAUGAAGAAUGAAUAA
Molecule: messenger RNA, 1539 nt
Organism: Emys orbicularis (European pond turtle)
Lineage: Eukaryota; Metazoa; Chordata; Testudines; Emydidae
Gene: LARP6
Product: La ribonucleoprotein 6, translational regulator
Exons: 3
Coding region: 1-1539 (512 amino acids)
Biological process (GO): RNA processing
Cellular component (GO): nucleus
Molecular function (GO): mRNA binding
Source: RefSeq, a predicted model, not a curated record